CAACUAUGUAAAAACUCCAUCUUUGCAUGCUUCACCUACUGUCGUCUCCACAGGAAAAAAGAAAACCCAAAACCCAUUACAAAAAUGGCGGAAAACCAUCACAAAAUCUUUAAUUUAAUUUCCCCCUUUUUUUCAAUCUCACUAGGCCCUAGAUCUAAAUCACGUUGAUUCUCUCAAUGAUCGGGUAUUUCGAUUCUUAAAUUUCUGUUGUUAUUGUUGUUUUUCGUUGCUCUGUUUUGUAUUCUGGCAUUGUUGUUGUGUUGUUGUGUUUGUGGGGCGAGAAAGAGAGAGAGAAACAUGAAGAGUGAUGACGAGAUAGAUGUGUUAUUAGGCGAGAUCCCUCACGCAACAUCAUCGCUUAAUCUUCAGGAAAUGCUCAUCAAUGCCACCACUCAAUAUCAUCACGGUUUUGCUCAUGCAUCGUGUGUGACUCCGAAAAUGAGUGCUGAUGAAGCCUCGAAGCGUAAGACUGCGUUUGCUUCAUCCAACUCCCCUUUGAGCGGAUUCUCCCUGCAAUCCGGCUCGGCCACGAGCUUGUUCUCGGGCGACAUUUCCCCGCCCCAAUUCGACGUCUCCGGGGGCGGAUUGUGUUUGGAUUUGAAGAGGGCGAAUGAGGGUAGCUUAGUUGAUUGCUUUAGUAGUAUGCGUAUUAAGGAUGAGUGCGGUGUUCAGUCGCGUAACUGGAGUAGCCGGAGUUUUAAUCCGAGGAAGGGAGCUGGUUUCGAGGGGGAGGAAAUGGCGAACUUGUUGGCAUCGCGGUAUUCAUCCUCUAGUCACACUGAUAGGAGGCUUGGUUGGUCUCAUUUUGGAAGGCAAAAUUGUUUGGCUAACAGUGGUUUCCCAAUGGGAUUCGUGUUGCCAAACGCGACGCCUUCUUUAGAUAGUCCGUUAGUAGGGAAUAGUUCUCCCUUCUAUCCUCGGAAGAGCCUGAUUGAAUCUAGUGAUUCUUUUUACUCUGUGUCGCCUCGUUAUAGUGAGGACAGCUUGAUUCGUUUUAACGAAAGAAACAAGGUGGUGCCUCUGCGUGUGAGGGUGCCUCGAGGGAGCGUUGAUCCCUUUGGCAGGGAGGAUAGCUUGAUCAUCCAGGGGGAAGGUCUCAAUCACGCGAUUGCAAGGAAGGGUUUCCAUCAUGAGAAUGGCGUGUGGAAGGCUCAUGAGAGGAGGUCGCAGCUGGAUGACCAUCUCCACGCUGCUGAGAGUCCGAAGAUGCACUGUCCUUUCAACCGGCCGAUGAAGUUCAGCUCCCUUGCUGAAGCACAAGGAUACAUCUAUCACAUAGCCAAGGAUCAGCAAGGUUGUCGGUUCUUGCAGAGGAUGUUUGAUGAUGGAAAUUCUCUGGAUGUGCAGAUCAUAUUCAACGAGAUAAUCGAUCACGCAGUUGAGCUGAUGAUGAACCCUUUCGGGAACUAUCUUAUGCAAAAGCUGUUGGAAGUGUGCAAUGAAGAGCAGAGAAUGCACAUACUGUUAAGGGUGACUGAGGAGCCCGGGAAGCUAGUUAGGAUCUCUUUGAAUACACACGGCACUCGUGUGGUGCAGAAGCUGAUUGAAACUCUCAAGACAAAGCAGCAAAUUGCCCUAGUUAUCUCAGCCCUUGAAUCGGGAUUUCUAGCUCUGAUCAAAGAUUUAAAUGGGAAUCACGUUAUUCAGAGGUGUUUGCAAUCCUUCCCGGCUGAAGAUAGUAAGUUCAUUUUUGUUGCGGCUGCAAAGUACUGUGUUGACAUUGCAACACAUCAGCAUGGAUGCUGUGUUCUACAACGCUGCAUCAGCCAUUCGACUGGGGAGCAUCGUGAAAAUUUAGUUGCAGAGAUUUCAGAGAAUGGACUCCUGCUCUCGGAAGAUGCAUUUGGAAAUUAUGUGGUUCAGUUCAUCUUGGAGCUAAAGAUUCCAUCUGCCACAUCCAAAUUGACAUCUCAGUUUGAGGGAAACUAUGUGCACCUUUCUUCACAAAAGUUCAGCAGCCACGUCGUUGAAAAGUGUCUUUUGGUAUGUGAGGAAGUUCGGACGAACGUCAUCCAUGAACUGCUCUCUUCUUCCUGCUUCGAUCGUUUGCUUCAGGACCCACAUGCAAACUACGUUAUCCAAACAGCUCUCCGUGUUUCUGAGGGAAACCUCCACAAUUCCUUGGUCGACGCUAUUGAAACUCACAAGUCAAUCUCACGAAACAGCCCCUACUCGAAGAGGAUUUUCUCGCAAAAGCUUUUGAAGAGGUGAAGCGACGAUGUACAAUCAUUGUUUCUGGUAGGCAUGCAUUGUUGUUGUUCUUGGCUAGCCAAUUCUCUUGGCUCUAUAAAAUGGAAAGUUUUCCUCCCUUUCCUCGGCGGUGUGGCCUUAAAACACAUUUUCUCGUUUGUGGCAAUUUUUGCGUAGCGAUCGUUAUCUUAGCAUCCAGCUCGUAAGAAGAGUUUAGAGAUGAGGAACCAUAUCUCUAGUGGCUCAUUUAAAUUUCUAUCUCCUAGCUCUGGCUGCAAUGUACUAUUUUGUUGUGCAUGUAGCUUCACAAUAACACUAUUAUUUUGGGAUUUAAAUUA
Messenger RNA from Salvia hispanica, 2528 nucleotides. Its product is annotated as putative pumilio homolog 8, chloroplastic. NCBI's taxonomy places the organism in Eukaryota, Viridiplantae, Streptophyta, Magnoliopsida, Lamiales, Lamiaceae. The record is from RefSeq and is a predicted model, not a curated record. Gene Ontology annotation, biological process: post-transcriptional regulation of gene expression. Gene Ontology annotation, cellular component: cytoplasm. Gene Ontology annotation, molecular function: mRNA binding.